Rotaria sp. Silwood1 is the source of this 1385-nucleotide messenger RNA. The record is from the annotation of a GenBank genome assembly. Lineage: Eukaryota; Metazoa; Rotifera; Eurotatoria; Philodinida; Philodinidae.
AUUGAAAUUAUACAAUCACACAAUUACCUCAAAAAAUAGUUCUAAGCCGAAGUUCGAGAUAUGAAAUCGAUUGUAUCCUCUAAGAAGUUUUUCAUUAGUCUUUGAAGAUUUCUGAUUAAAUAAAAAUUUUGUAACUGAUAUGAAAUUUCCUAAUGAGAAAAAUGAAAUUCUCAUCUCUAUAUGACUUGUAAUACAUUAAAAUUUAUCGAACAUCAAGGUAUCUUUUUUUUUCUUUUCUUUAAGAUAUUACAUAUCUUUUAUCUUUAUGUGAAUACGGUGAUCUACAUUUACGUGGUGCAUGUGCAAAUUUACUUGUUACAUUAAUUCAAACAACAAAUCAUCUUUUAACACUAUCAUCAUUAUCAAAUUCAUUUAAUAAUUCUUUUAUUAAUCAAUGUUCACUUGUAUCAACUGAUUCACAAGUCAAUUCAAGUCAUGCAUUUACAAUCAUAGAAAUUGAAUUAUUAGAAGAUUCUAUUCAACAUACUACAAGUGCCUAUGUUCUUGCUAAAUUUGCUCUAGUUCAAUUUAUAGAUGACAUUGAUUUUCGAAUAUUAACUUAUCUUGAACAACAACAAUUAAAACAACAGUACCCUGAUAUACGUGUUCGUCAAGCAACUGCUUCGACUUUUGCUAAAAGUGAAAGUGAUUUUCAAGCUACUGUACUCAAUUUACUUGUUCAAUUACUUUUAAUGCGUCAUUUUAUUUUUUGUAUUGCUGAAUUUCUUGUUAUGUUAUCACAUGAUACACUUCAUUCAAAACGAGUUAUUAACAUACAAGAUUUAAUAAAACAUUAUGAUUCAUUAUUAGCAAGUGGACAUGAACCUGAAACACAUGUUAUUGUUAAUAGUGUUCAAAUUGAAGAUGAUAAAUGGAAACGUCUUUCACGACAAAUUGAUCAAUCACUUUUGGAUAUUUAUCCCACACAAUUAACACUAUUUGAUGUUGUCUCAUCAGUUGCAUUACGAUCAAUUGAUCCAUUUGUUGUUGCUUUUCGAGCAUUAAAUGAUGUUUUAUUAUCAGUUAAUGGAACACGAGAUGAAACUUUUAAAGCAUGCUGGUCACCAAUAUUAACACCAUCAUCAUUAAUAACACAUUUAUCUAUAAGUAGUCAAUUACAAUCUUAUUGUGAGUUAAUAUGUCAUCAUGAAUUAUAUGUUGAACAUUUUACAUCAAUAACAACACAUUAUCAAUUAUUAUUAUUAUUUUUUAUUGAACAAAGUGAUACAUGCACAUAUGUACAUAAUUUAUUUGAUCUUAUACAUCAUACAUCAGUUGCAAGUCAUUUAUUCGUUUGUGAAGGAAUACAUUUAUAUGAAAGUGGUCUUAUAUUAGUUUUAUUAAUUGAACAAUUUCUUCCAUUACCAUUAAAUAAACAAUUAUGA